GACCUGGACAUAAUGCGCUCCCGCGAUGCCAGCUUCGGCGCACCGGUGAUGGGGCAGGUGCUGCGGGAGGGAGCCCGCAAGCACAUCGGCGACACCGGCCUCAUUGACCAACUGCUGAAGCACAUGACUGGCUGGGCGCCGGAAGGCAGCGUUCACCAGAUCGGUCGCCAGCACAAUGCGGAUGGUGCCAUGGAGUACUGGCUUGAGCCGGCCGAACUUGCUGAGGUACGGCGACAGGCCUGUGUGUCUGAUCCAUACUGGGUGCCACCGCCGGGAUGGAAGCCAGGUGAUAAUGUGUCCCUCGUGGCCAGCGACCUUCAAGUCAAGAGGCAGGUUAAGGAGUUCACGGAGGAGCUCAAUGGCCUGAAAAGGCAAAUGGAGCAAUUAAUGUGCAAGGAAGAUGUCGACUUCGAUGGGAUGAAGGAAUUGUGUGAAAAUGUGGUUUUGAUGAAUCGUGAGCUAAAGGAGAUUUCAUCCUUCAAGGUACAUUCAUGCAGCUAGCUAUGACUUUGACAAUAUCUUUGUUCAUUU
Molecule: messenger RNA, 531 nt
Organism: Panicum virgatum (switchgrass)
Lineage: Eukaryota; Viridiplantae; Streptophyta; Magnoliopsida; Poales; Poaceae
Product: protein AMEIOTIC 1-like
Exons: 3
Coding region: 13-501 (162 amino acids)
Biological process (GO): meiotic cell cycle; meiotic sister chromatid cohesion; reciprocal meiotic recombination
Source: RefSeq, a predicted model, not a curated record